Cylicocyclus nassatus is the source of this 1954-nucleotide messenger RNA. The record is from the annotation of a GenBank genome assembly. NCBI's taxonomy places the organism in Eukaryota, Metazoa, Nematoda, Chromadorea, Rhabditida, Strongylidae.
CUUUGAGGUCAAGAUAUUGCCAAAAUUUGUGUGCGUCACACUUGAAAAGAGGAACAGUUUGACAACGAGUCAUUAUUCGAAAAUGUUUGAUCUGAGAUGCCUUGAAGUUUUGAUCAUCUACGUACUACCUGAACUGAUUGCUUGGGAGUAUGGUCCUGCUUACUGUAAAACUGCAAACGGCGCGGAUGAGCAUUGGGUAGACAGAUAUCUCACAACGUUCAAUCAUCAACGCGAGGCACUGGCUCAUGGAUUGCAAGAGGACACAUAUGGAGCACUUCCUCCAGCAAAAAACAUGAAUAAACUGAUGUGGGACUGUGCACUUGAACAGGAAGCUAAGGAUUUCUUGGCCAAACAGGACUGCGACCUUCUCACAGGGAGAAAAGAAGGAUUAGAAGAACCUGAUAAAGGUUAUGCUUACUUCAUAACAGCUCCUAUACCUCUUUUUCACUUAACUGAUGAUUAUUACUUCUCCGAUGUCUCAGAUGUCUCAGAUCAAAUUGUAAGAUAUAUGGAUGGCGAUGAGCCUUUGAAGCAAUGGGCUAAUAUUAUGCGUGCUAAUGCCUCCAAAGUCGGUUGCGCAAACAUCACUUGUCGUCUGAAUGACGACAAUAUUAAUGGAAGGAUUGCGCAGUAUAAUAGAUGGAAAACAGCAUCAAAUGAGGUACAUGAUGAUCCGCUGGGAAAAGGAAAUAUCCAAAAAGGAGACACGAUUUACGAAGGAGGCACCCGCAAAGCCGAAUGUGAUCCUCUGAUCUUAGCGGAGGAGAUUCCUGAGUCGACCUCUACUACUGAUUCAGGAGCAUCUACUCUUGAUCCCUCAGUGGCGGUAUUUCCGUGGUCAAAUGCCUCCGAUCCGAGCACUUGGUGUGAAUACGAAGAACUUCCCGACUCGCUGAGAAGUAUCAUGGUAGAAACUCAUAAUACUCGACGAUCAACACUUGCCUUGGGACAAAUCACAGACAACACAGGGACAACAUUACCGGCUGCAACCAAUAUGAAUUACCUUGUUUGGGCUUGCAAGUUAGAAAAGGAAGCUCACGAUUUCCUUAGAAACUGCCCAACGGAAGGCUACCAAAGACCAGAUGAUAAACGCCCUGCGCAGAAUUUCUAUCGCCAGACAAUUACUGCAAAUGAACGAACAUACAAGGACAUGAAUAAGAAGGCGGUUACGGAGUGGUGGAAGCAAGUGCGAAAAGUCAGUGGACCCGGGACAAGUACCUAUUUUCGUCUGGAACACAACAGCACUCAGAUUAGAUCUUACACUCUGAUGGCUUGGGCUUCAACUGAAAUAAUGGGUUGUUCUAUUGCUAAAUGUGGCAACGAAUGGGUGGAGGCCUGCCGCUAUCACCCGCCAGGAAACAAAGUUGACGAUCAAAUGUACAUACGUGGCAAGGCAUGCUCUCAAUGCACUACUAUUGAGAGAUGCAAAUCGUUUCAUAUCAUCUCCUCAUUGCUUGCGUCGGAAGUGUCAGGGGAAGGUGCAAAAUUUCCUGAAGGCAGUUCUUCCGCGGACAUCAUUUGCCCCAAUAGCUAUCACAUGACAGAUAAGCUGGGUUUGAGGAUUCUGGAUAUGCACAAUAGCCGCAGUUUGCUUGCACUUGGAAAAGUGACUAAAAACACUGGGGCCUACUUACCGGCAGCAGCAAAUAUGCGUAAAUUGAGGUAUGACUGUGGCCUGAACUGCAAUAAUUACAUUUACACAGAUGGCAUGGGCAGCAACGCAGUACUUGGGCUGCUCAGCUCGUACAUUGUUCGCCAUUUUACAUUACUGUUUGCCGUUACUCUCCUAAGGGAAAUGUUGUUGGCGAAACAGUUUAUGCUCCAGGAAAUUUCUGCACUGCAUGCCCACCUGAUACCAAGUGUAACGCCGCACUAUACCUCUGCGCCCCGUAAAGAAUGGCAACAGGAUUGUUUUUAGUUUUAUUCUAUGCUUUAAUGAAUUGGUCAUUUCACU